Penicillium egyptiacum is the source of this 2409-nucleotide messenger RNA. The record is from the annotation of a GenBank genome assembly. Lineage: Eukaryota; Fungi; Ascomycota; Eurotiomycetes; Eurotiales; Aspergillaceae.
AUGAAACCCUAUAUAGGCAUACCUCUUGUGUUUGGGCUUGUCUAUAGAGCUUGGUCGCGCAAAUCCCUUACCCCGCUCGGCCUGGUUGUUGCGGGAUGUUCAGCCUCCGCACACGCCCUCCAUCCAUGGUCGGCACCAGUCGCGCUCCUUGCGGUAUUCUAUUUUGGCGGGACUAAGGUUACAAAGGUAAAACAUGAGAUCAAGUCGCGUUUGACACUCUCUGCAACCGGUGCGGAAGGCGGCGAAGGUGCCAGGAACCAUAUCCAAGUCCUAGCGAACUCCGUUGUCGCUACCAUAUUAUCGAUCGCUCAUGCAAUGGUCCUGGCCAGAACAACAGACACUGAAUCGUGUUUCUCACUCGGUCAAAAUGCGGCUGAUAUCUUGAUGGUCGGGAUUGUAGCAAACUACGCUGCUGUCGCUGCAGACACCUUCUCCUCCGAGCUCGGCAUUCUCUCGAAAUCUAAACCCCGCCUGAUUACCUCGUUGAAUCUCCGUGAAGUCCCUCCCGGUACAAAUGGUGGUGUUACUGCGACUGGCCUUGGGGCUGGUCUUCUGGGAUCAUUCAUUGUUUCCGCGACAUCUGCUGCAGUUCUUCCGUUCUGUGCAAGUGCUAGAUUGAAGGAUCGGGCUUUGUGGACCAUAGCUAUGACUAUUUGGGGUGCAUUGGGCAGUGUCCUUGACAGCGUUCUUGGUGGGCUUUUGCAGGCCAGUGUUGUUGAUAAGAGAAGCGGGAAGGUUGUAGAGGGGAGUGGUGGCAGGAAAGUCCUAAUUCACCCUUCCACAGGCAAACCGGUUAUUCCUGCUGAUAGCACUGCCAAAGCAACCGGCAGCAUACAUAACGCUGCAAUCCAUGGCACCCAGGUGACAAAGAUCGUUGAUGAAAGUCAGGAGAGUCGUCGUCUUGAAACUGGUCGUGACUGGUUGGAUAACAAUGGCGUCAAUCUCCUCAUGGCUGCGACUAUGAGUGUCGGGGCUAUGGGUAUUGCACAGUGGUUCUGGGGGUUGGAUGUCUUUGAGUUGCUGCAUAAUUUGGACGAACAGGGUACGCCUGCCAAGAUGGCAACUGAAGAAGAACGCGAAAUGCACGUGCGAGUGGCGGAGCCAAGUGUCUCUUUCCUACCCGAGACCGAAACAUCCAAGACCGUAACAUAUGACCUCCAUCACAGUGACUUGCUUCCUGUGUAUGACUACGUAUCCCGGGAAUAUCUGAUGACGGGCGUUGCCGUUGCCAAUUCGUACUGCACACGUCUUCUUCUUCGUUGCCCUGCUGACCCUCACAAAUUUUCCGGUCUUGUCAUCACGGAACCAUCUCACCUAUGGGGUGGAACAACCAUCUGGCGUCUCAUUAAUCGGUGGCUGAUGCGUAACGGACAUGCCUGGCUGGAAGUUGAUUCGCAGGCUCCCGCCGCAAUUGACCAGAUCAAGAACGUUGAUCCCGAACGCUACAAAGAUAUGCACUUCAUCCCUUGUCGGACCCUGGAGGAGUUUUCCAGCAACAUCCCCUCCUUUGCUAACGCAGAAGAGCUGUGGGAUAAUUACAGGAUCUUCAAGGAAAGAUGGUGGGCCGCAACUCUGCAGUCUCCGGAGAUACUCGUUGCUGCAUCACAUGCUUUGAGAUCGGGACAGCUGGGUAUCGAGGCUGAGCGCGUUGUACUGGCUGGUCUUUCCCAGACUGCAGACUUGAUAAGAAAGUUCAUUGUCGAGUCUCGUCAUUUCCGACUUCCUGAUGGAUGUGCUCCAUUUCAGGGAUUCAUGCCAUGCCAAUGCGAUGCCGGCAACCCACUUCCAGACUUGCGUGAUGCAAAGAUUAUUGAGAUUUUAGGUGAAUUCGAGCUCAUCUACAUCAAGGCACUCUACGGCGGGAGUGAAACGCCUCCCCAUCGCCGACCUGAUAGCAGCUCAUUCCGGCUCUAUGAAGUUGCCGGUAUGUCUCAUCGCGAGACUCGAUACCUCUCCAUGGCCGAUAAGAAGCGUUUGUCGGUUGUUGAUCUGGAAGGUGCCCAAUGGAGCACUUUCGCCAAUUCUUUCGUUUACCAUGCUCUCUUCGAUGCUAUGAACAGCUGGAUUACAACCGGUGUUGCUCCUCCGCGAGGUACCACAAUUGAUGUUGACGAAUUCGGGGAGAUCGAGCGAGAUGAGUAUGGAAAUGCGCUUGCUGGAGUCAGAACUGUUCAUACAGACGUGCCUACUGCCAAAAUUAUUGAUGUUACCCCUCAGCCACAUCCACAUUGGCACACUGGCACCGAAGUCCCUUUCAAAGAUGUCAAGCUGUGGGCUGUCUACAAAACGGUAGAAAACUAUCGACGUCAGGCGGGAGAAGCCAUCGAUCGCCAGGUUGAAGCCGGAUUUUUGUUGCCGGAAGACGCUGAGGUCCUGCGUCGCGAUACUAUUGAGCAAGUCUCCUUUUAA